Orbicella faveolata is the source of this 1086-nucleotide messenger RNA. RefSeq names its product putative ammonium transporter 3. The record is from RefSeq and is a predicted model, not a curated record. Gene Ontology annotation, molecular function: ammonium channel activity. Gene Ontology annotation, cellular component: plasma membrane. Gene Ontology annotation, biological process: ammonium homeostasis; ammonium transmembrane transport. NCBI's taxonomy places the organism in Eukaryota, Metazoa, Cnidaria, Anthozoa, Scleractinia, Merulinidae.
AUGGAUCAUGCAAACUUCACGUUGAAUUCAACCGCAGUACCAACCACAAAGGACGUCGGUAAGGGAGAAUACGCUAAAGGAAUAGGUCCAGAUGACGCUACGUGGAUUUUGACGAGCGCUUUCAUCAUUUUCACAAUGCAGUCCGGAUUCGGCCUUCUCGAAUCCGGAAUGGUCUCCAGAAAUCAUGAAGCAAACAUCAUGGUCAAAAACGCGAUUGAUGUGAUCUACGGUGGAUUGUCUUAUUGGCUUUUUGGAUUUGCACUCAGCUUCGGAAUCAGCGAGCGUAAAAAUCCAUUUUUCGGCCUUGGAUAUUUUUUGACAGACGCUGAGGAAAGCGAAAUGGGGCAGGUGUUUUCAAAGUACUUUUUUCAGCUCUCCUUCGCCACGACUGCGACCACCAUUGUUUCUGGCGCGAUGGCGGAAAGAGCAAGCUUAAAAGCCUACACACUUUACUCAUUCUUAAACACCCUGACAUACAGUAUUCCUGCUCAUUGGAUCUGGGACGAUAAUGGUUGGCUUCGGAAAAUGGGCGCCGUUGAUGUUGCCGGAUGCGGCGCGGUGCAUUUAGUUGGCGGAGUGAGUGGUCUGGUGGCGACUUUAAUGUUGAAGCCAAGAACUGGCAGAUUCGAUUCAAAUUCUCCACCGAAACAAAUGGCUUCUCCUACAAACGUUCUCCUGGGAACCUUCAUGCUAUGGUGGGGCUGGCUUGGGUUUAAUUGUGGCAGCACAUUUGGAAUAAGCGGAAUGAAGUGGAAGCUUACCUCCAGGGCAGCAGUUGUAACUAUCAACGGCUCUAUUGGAGGAGGGAUACUGGGUAUGAUAUACAGGUAGGCUGAUACCAAUCUGAAUAGUUCUGUGGUCUAAGACUAAUUUUUCAAUCCAGCAUAACUUGUAUUGACUUUAUUACAAGAAAUACAUUCCGUGAUUGACUUCUUUGAGAAUGACUCUUCAUCACGAGGCUGACCACGUUCAGUUCCCUCAGUUCCCCGUGUAAAGUGCUCUUCCCCCACGUGGACGUAUAAUGAGCUGACAUCUUUUCAUCUAGGAGUAAUACCGUGGGAUCGAGACCUUCUAGAUAAGGUAAUA